AUGACACAUAACUCCACAAAUGAAGAACCAAAAAGAUUUGGUUUAGAAAACCAAGUGAAAAGAAAUCCUCAUAAAGAUUUUGGGAAAGUUGAAGCAUCAAGAGAGCCUUUUGAAACAGAUGUUGUAUGGCAUUACACCAAAAUUCCAAAAACUGAUUGGGUUCCUGGUACUGGUGCAAAUGAUAAUGAAUGGUCCAAAUAUGAAAAAAUUUCAAUAGAUCCAUUUGGUGAAGAUCGUAAUCCUGUUGAUAAUUAUAAAUUGUUAAUCUCAGCUGUUGUGCCUAGACCUAUUGGAUUUGCAUCAAGUGUUUCUGCUAAGGGUGAAAGAAAUUUAGCACCUUUUAGUUAUUUCACAAUGGUUAAUCAUGAUCCACCAAUUUUUGUUAUUGGAUUUUCUGGAGGUAGAGGUAAUCCAAAAGAUACCUGUAAGAAUGUUUUAGAAACUGGUGAAGUCACUAUAAAUAUUAUUAGUGAAUGGUUUGUGGAAGCUGCUAAUUUUUGUUCAACCAAUUCUCCACAUGGUGUUGAUGAAUGGAAGUUGAGUGGAUUGACUCCAGUUAAAUCAAAUGUUGUGAAGCCUGAACAUGUUAAAGAAAGUGCAUUUUCCAUUGAAGGGAAUUUGAUUCAUAGUCAUGAAUGGAAAUCAAAGAAAGAUCCAUCUAGAGCCACUGGUACGUUAUGUAUAAUAGAAGGUGUUCAAUUUCAUGCAAGAGAGGAUGUUAUCAAUGAUGACUUGAAUAUUUUGGAUAUGGCUAAAUUGAAACCUGUGAGUAGAUUAGGUGGUAUAACAUAUGCAAGAACAACCCAAGGUUUUGAAAAACCAAGACCAGAUUACACUAAAGAUGUUGAAGAAAAACCAGAAGUUAAGAAAUUAAUAGAAGAGUAA
Molecule: messenger RNA, 885 nt
Organism: Hansenula anomala
Lineage: Eukaryota; Fungi; Ascomycota; Saccharomycetes; Phaffomycetales; Wickerhamomycetaceae
Product: flavin reductase family protein
Exons: 1
Coding region: 1-885 (294 amino acids)
Molecular function (GO): FMN binding
Source: RefSeq, a predicted model, not a curated record